GAGACAGCUGAACUACAGAGGCUCUUGUAGAUUUCCUCUUAGGAGGAAGUGAAUACAGGAGUUUGAGCAGUGAAUACAGGGUGGGAUGGUUGUUAAAUCGCAUUUUGACAUGAACAAAACCUCAAAUAGACUUACUUGUGUUGAUGUUGAUGUUGAUGAAGCUAAAAGGUCAGGUAUGAAGAUUAGAAAGAGAAACGAGACAAUAGCGUUAAUCCUCACAGGUGUUGUGUGCCUCCUCAUUUUCAUCAACAAAAAUGACACUGAAGACAACAUGACACUGAAUAGCAAAGACACAUAUGAGAUGCUCCGUCAUCAAACUGAUUUGCUCAGAUCCGAAACUCCCCAGCCUUUGUUUUCACAAUGUCAACAGAAUACGUCUGCUUAUAAUGUGACUGGAUUUUCUACUCUGCCAGGUCAUAUCCAAGAUUUCCUGCUUUACCGACACUGUAGGAAAUUUCCUAUGCUGCUUGACCAGCCUGAUAAGUGUGGCGGACCCCUGAACUCUGCAGAUGUCUUUCUUCUGCUGGUCAUCAAGAGUUCUCCAGAAAACUACGAUCGACGAGAAGUCCUGCGGAAAACAUGGGCUGAGGAAAGACUGUAUAAAGGUGUGUGGAUCCGUAGGGUCUUCAUAAUUGGAACAACAAAAACUGGCUAUGAGAAGCGCAGGUUGAAUAAUCUGUUGAGGCUGGAGAACAAUGAGAACAAGGACAUUUUGCAGUGGGACUUCAAUGAUUCGUUCUUUAACCUCACAUUGAAGCAGAUCCUUUUCUUAGAGUGGAUGGAAAGAUGGUGCCCAAAUGCUAGAUUUCUCUUAAACGGGGACGAUGACAUCUUUGCCAAUACGUUUAACAUGGUUGAGUAUCUUCAAGGUCAAGAGGACAAUGAUGGAGGCAAACAUCUCUUUACCGGGCACCUCAUCCAGAACGUAGGGCCUAUUAGACACUCCUCAAGUAAAUACUAUAUCCCGGUGCAGGUUCAGGAGUCUGAGAGAUAUCCUCCGUACUGUGGUGGAGGAGGCUUUCUUCUCUCCGGCUUCACGGCCAAAACAAUCUACAAAAUGUCUCACUCUAUAAUUCUAUUGCCCAUUGAUGAUGUUUACAUGGGAAUGUGUUUGGAAAAGGCUGGCCUCAAACCUACAUCCCACUUUGGUGUAAGAACUGCUGGUAUGAAUGUCCCAGGUGGGGACGUCGACAAAUUUCACCCUUGCUAUUACAGAGAAAUUGUUUUAGUCCACAGAUUUCUGCCGCACAUGAUUUUUGUGAUGUGGAACGAAAUACAAAACCCACAUUUGCAAUGUGGAAAGACAAAGUCUGCAUUUUAGAGAAGCCUAUAAACAAAAGAACAGGGUGUGUGAUUAAAGGAAAACAUAAUAGCUGGCUGGAGUUGAUGUGAUCAAGUUUAUUUUUAAUUGAAUGUUUUUAUAUGAAUUAACUUUUUUUUUCUACACCGGGUUUUACCAGUGUCACUUCUCAGACAAAGAUGUGGUGUAUUGCACUUUAACUGAAAUGAAAUGGAUGGCUGAUUCCUUUCUCAGCAGUAGUAGUUGUAGUCUUCGUGGUUUUUAUGUGUGAAUUUAAAUUUAAAUCUAAUUUAAUCAGGAUAGUUCAUUAAGUGUACACUCAAAAAAAUGAUACGUUGGAUUUACUUAAUUUUUUAUGUCAACAGGUUCCACAUAAUUUGGUUAUGUUGAAUUUAAUUAACAUUAUUUAUUUCAGUUAACUUAAAUUUAUUACAUAAGGUUAACUCAACGCCAUUUAGUUGAAUCAGGUUAACAUUCUUAAUUAUGUCCAAAACCAUUAAGUUUAAUUAUCCUAAAAUGAAUAUCAAACAGAAAUUUAAAAAAGUAACCCAGUUUAAUGGAUUAGUUUAUUUAGUGGAUACAUUCAAGAACAAUUUUCACAAC
Molecule: messenger RNA, 1903 nt
Organism: Megalobrama amblycephala (Wuchang bream)
Lineage: Eukaryota; Metazoa; Chordata; Actinopteri; Cypriniformes; Xenocyprididae
Product: N-acetyllactosaminide beta-1,3-N-acetylglucosaminyltransferase 3-like
Exons: 2
Coding region: 86-1321 (411 amino acids)
Cellular component (GO): membrane
Molecular function (GO): hexosyltransferase activity
Source: RefSeq, a predicted model, not a curated record